Molecule: messenger RNA, 915 nt
Organism: Bacidia gigantensis
Lineage: Eukaryota; Fungi; Ascomycota; Lecanoromycetes; Lecanorales; Ramalinaceae
Exons: 1
Coding region: 1-915 (304 amino acids)
Molecular function (GO): ubiquitin protein ligase activity; zinc ion binding
Source: RefSeq, a predicted model, not a curated record
AUGGGGAAGGCUAAUCUGACUCCGAAGACUGAGACCGAGACUGCAGAUCUCACAGAAUCCCAGCCCAAUCGCAAGCGCAAAAGAGGCCCUACAACGACCCCAAUUAAAAGCAUUGCUCCUCUAGUUGACUUGACUAUGGAGUCAGACGGUUCAUCUCCAACUAAGAAACGGGUUAAGUCCUCUCCAAAAAAGCGGGGCAAGGAUGAAGAAAAACGACUGAGGAUGUUUCGCUCUCGACCGCCGCACACCUACUUAGACAGGCUCAACCGCGCCCAAACGCAACGUAUGUUCGUCAUAGAUCGAUUGAGCAGUGGUACAGCCGAUGUGCCCGAGCAAACAAUUCAGGUCGCUGGCACGACCGGCAACAUUUACAGCGUACACAUCGCCCACGAACCUAGCUGUACAUGCCCGGAUCACCUCAAAGGUAAUCAAUGCAAGCACAUCGUCUACGUUCUUCAUAAUGUUCUCAAGGCGCCAGAGCACUUGCAAUACCAGCUUGCCCUCUUAAGCAGCGAGUUGCGGGAAAUAUUCUCCUCAGCCCCCGCACCCAUCUCCUUGGCAACAGCAGAUCCUCAUGGUGAUGUUGACGGGGAGACUUCAUCCAACCGCAAACCCUGUGAGGGCGAUUGUCCUAUCUGUUUUAUGCCAUUUUCACCCGACGAAGAGGAAAUUGUGUGGUGUCGAGCUGCUUGCGGGAACAAUGUCCAUGCCGACUGCUUCGAGCAAUGGGCGAAGUCACAAGCGGGAAAGGAGGUCAAAUGUGUUUAUUGCAGAACGCCUUGGAAAGGUGACGAAGAGCAGAUGAUGAGGAUAUGUCGAGAGAAGGCGAAAAGUACAGUUGACAAAAGUGGAGGCGGAUAUGUGAAUGUAGCACAAGAGUUGGGGUUGAGUGGGGCACGAGGUAACUCUUCCUGA